UCAGGAUAAUACCUGGGACAUCUUCAUCUCUCAACAGACAAACAGGUUUUAUUCACCAUAUGGACAACAUAUCUCUCAAUAUGGUGUUCACCCUUUCUGGCUUUAAAGAAUUAAAAGCAAACAAAUACACAUACUUUGUUUUAAUUUUAAUUGCUUAUUUGUCAAUUAUUUUAUUUAAUUUGAUUGUGAUUGUGACAAUUAUUCUAGAGAGAGCACUGCAUGAGCCCAUGUACAUCUUCCUGUGUAACCUGUGCUUUAAUGGACUGUAUGGGUCAGCUGGUUUCUACCCUAAAUUCCUGUCAGAUUUAAUUAAUGACGUUAAUUUCAUCUCAUACAAUGGCUGUCUGCUACAAAUAUUUAUAAUCUACAGUUAUGGAAUGUGUGAGUAUUCAACAUUAAUGAUGAUGGCCUAUGACAGGUUUGUAGCAAUAUGCAAACCGUUGGAGUACCACAUGAAAAUGACGUCUCAGACUAUUGGGAGAUUGAUCUUGUUUUCAUGGUCGUUUCCUUUUCUAACUGUAUUUGGUGGGAUUAUGUUAACAAGCAGAAUGCAAUUAUGUGGAUCCCACAUUGAUAAACUCUACUGUGACAACUGGUCAAUUGUGAAGUUGACUUGUGCACCAACAACAAUAAUUAAUAAUGUUUAUGGGUUUUUUGUGAUCCUUUCAGCAAUAGCACAGGGACUAUUUGUUGUGUAUUCUUACAUAAGGUUGAUCAAUGCAUGCAGAAAAUCAAAAGAGAAUAAGAACAAAUUUAUGCAGACAUGUGUGCCACAUUUGCUUUCGUUAAUCAACUUUACAAUAGCUAUUCUUUUUGACGUAAUGUUCAGUCGAUAUGAGUCUAGGAAUUUCCCAAAAGGUUUACGUGACUUCCUGCAGCUGGAAUUUGUAAUAAUUACUCCUCUUUCAAAUCCCAUUAUAUAUGGGCUGAAACUGACCGAGAUACGUAAAAGAGUUUUUAGACAAUAUAAGGAACCUAAAAUUAAAGAUUCUCUGCAUACCAAAAAAAGAUAAUGUGCG
This is a messenger RNA of Anguilla anguilla (European eel), 1019 nucleotides long. Its product is annotated as olfactory receptor 142-like. The transcript has 2 exons. Gene Ontology annotation, molecular function: olfactory receptor activity; G protein-coupled receptor activity. Gene Ontology annotation, cellular component: membrane. Gene Ontology annotation, biological process: G protein-coupled receptor signaling pathway. Bases 60 to 1013 code for a protein of 317 amino acids. The record is from RefSeq and is a predicted model, not a curated record. NCBI's taxonomy places the organism in Eukaryota, Metazoa, Chordata, Actinopteri, Anguilliformes, Anguillidae.